AUGAUCCACAAACAUUCUCUCUUCUUUACCACAACACUCUCUCCCGUGCGUCCUCCCCAAGCCAAACCGCGAUCACCGCCAGCUGCCACCAACCGACAACCCAAGCCACCGGAUCACUCCGCCGCCCCUCCAGCAUCCUUCCCCGACUCAAGUCUGGCGCCAGCCACUGCGAAACGAAGGAAGUUGCUGGUUUUGACAAAAAUUUCAAGCUCUCGUUCUCCGUCGUCUGGCCACCAAAUCGGACUAGUGAGGUAUGGUUUUCUAGCUAUUUUCCAUGCUCUAGCUGCUCGUUGGGUAGGAUUUGAGGAAUUUCUAGGUUUGGCAGGUUAA
This is a messenger RNA of Prunus armeniaca (apricot), 330 nucleotides long. The record is from the annotation of a GenBank genome assembly. Lineage: Eukaryota; Viridiplantae; Streptophyta; Magnoliopsida; Rosales; Rosaceae.